Messenger RNA from Hydra vulgaris (swiftwater hydra), 1933 nucleotides. RefSeq lists its product as uncharacterized. Gene Ontology annotation, molecular function: protein binding. Gene Ontology annotation, cellular component: extracellular matrix. Lineage: Eukaryota; Metazoa; Cnidaria; Hydrozoa; Anthoathecata; Hydridae. The record is from RefSeq and is a predicted model, not a curated record.
AAUGAAUAAAGCGAUUAUAAAAGCCGUUUUUCUGUUCGUUUUUGUUAACAUUUCUUUUCAAACUGAUGUAUGGAGUCAAUGUAUCAGAAAAAAUGAAUUCCUAGAAUGUCUCAAUAAUCCCAUGGGAGAAGUUUUAGAUUUAGUGGCGACCCCUAGAGGUGUGGCAUUUCUAAAGUUAUCAGGCAAUGGAAUUCAAGAAAUUAGAAGUUUGUUUGAUGGAGGAACCUCCAGCUAUUUACUUGGAGUAUUUAUAGAUAAUAACCCUAUUUAUAUCAUCCAAGAUGAUGCAUUUAAAAUUUUUCCAUCUUUAAGAGAACUGAUUAUAAAAAACUCAUUCUUAAAUGCAGUACCAAAUGCUGUUAGAAGAAUUCAACUUUUAUAUAAGUUAGAUCUUUCUAAUAAUCCAAUCAAAGACUAUGGAAGUGGCUCAUUUGAUUCAAAACACCUAAAGUCUAUAAAUCUAUCAAACACAAAAUUAACUUAUUUGGAUAAGAGUUUUUUUGAUAUGCUUCCAGACAUAAAUGAGCUAAUUUUAAACAACCUUCCACUUGAACAACCUGUUGAAAUAAAUACUUUUGCUUCAUUGGUUUCUCUCAUUAAUUUGGAGUUAAGACAUAGCAAUUUACAGGAGUUUCCAGAGAGCAUUGUUUUCAGUUUGCCAAUGUUACAAUCUCUAAAUAUUUUUGACAAUGUUUUUACAUGUGGGUGCUCAAUAUUAUGGCUUUACAAGGAAAGUUGGAUUCAGCGGUUUUGGUCAAAUGAUAUAAAUUUUCAUCAAUUUUUGUGCAGAGACAAAAUAACUUUUCAUUUAUAUUAUUUGUCAAAAACAAACAGUACAGAAAUUUGCAUUCCAACGUGGAGUGAAUGGUCACCAUGUCUCUCAACUUGUAGUGAUAACUUCAAAGAUCAAAGCAGAAGUGCAGAUUGCAUAGUUGAUAAUGCCAACUGUAAAGAUGGGAAGUUUUAUGAAGUGAGAAAGUGUGAGGCAAAGGGAUGCUCUGAAAUCAGUAAUCUAGUCAAUGAAGGUUGGUCAUUGUGGUCGUCAUGGUCUCCAUGCUCUUCAACCUGUGGGGUAGGUCGAAUGUCAAGACAACGAAUAUGUAAUAAUCCUACGUUCAGAAGUGAUAGGCUGUGCCUUGAUGAUAGUUUGCAAUUUGGGCCUUGCAUAUCUGAACCUUGUCCUAUUGAAACAGAAAGUAAGAUGAACUUUGCACCGUUAGAACUAAAACAAGCAGAAGAUCAUGCAAAGGGAGUUUCCAGUAGUGUGCAUAUUGCAAUAGGCUUUGGUCUCUUUGGAUUCUUUAUUGUUGUGGUUGCAGUUUAUAUGAAGUGCAAAAAUCGCAUACAUAUUGGCAAAGGAGCGUUUAGCAAAUCGCCUGAAAAAGACUUUUCUAACUUAGUCUCAUCAAGCACCAAAAGUUUUUUAAAAGAUAAAUGGAAGUUUCUUUACAAAAAUAAAGAUAACAUUCCUCCUGUGCCUGGAAAGUAUAGAGGUUUUUUUCCGACCUAUGCUGAAGAUUCUUCAAAUAUCGCAAAAGUUAUUCCUCGAAGGCCUCUUGAAGACGACUUCAAUAUUCCUGAACACAUCAGGGCGAUGCAGAUUCAAUCUCGAAGUCAAUUUAUUCAAGAAAAUGUUUCUGAUACUCGUCUGAAUCACCCAUUACAAAAACCUCAACCGCCAUCACAACGAACCCAACCGCUGCCACAACGAAUAUCCUCAGAAGGAAUGUACUGUACUGUAAAUGAAUCAGCUGGUCCUUCUCGCAUUGCGCAUCGUCAUUCAGAAACAAUUGAGCCUUACGACGAUACAGAAUUUUAUAUUGAAGUAAAGCAAUCCCAUCACGAUCUACAUGAUCCAGAAGAUGAGACAAACGAUAAUAAAAAACGAGGGAUCUUUUUUAAUAUGUUUUAGAUCAAUUAGUUUAACUUUUAA